Molecule: messenger RNA, 6662 nt
Organism: Dicentrarchus labrax (European seabass)
Lineage: Eukaryota; Metazoa; Chordata; Actinopteri; Moronidae
Product: ELKS/Rab6-interacting/CAST family member 1
Exons: 22
Coding region: 486-3890 (1134 amino acids)
Biological process (GO): regulation of synaptic plasticity; maintenance of presynaptic active zone structure; neuromuscular synaptic transmission
Cellular component (GO): cytoskeleton of presynaptic active zone
Molecular function (GO): structural constituent of presynaptic active zone
Source: RefSeq, a predicted model, not a curated record
CAGGAGGCUUGACGUCACUGAGGCGCCCUGGCUCUCCUGAGCCGCUGGUACUGCUGGCAUAAAAAAAAAAAAAAAAGAAAGAAAGAAAGCAAAAGAUGGGAAAAUCAGACAGACAUCUAACCGAAUAAUUAACAUACAAUGACGGUUUUUUGCGGCUGAUUAACACUUGACGGAGGAUCCAGCAUUGGCACCGGUUUGAGCUCCAGCAGACACCGAGAAAGAUUGGUGUCAUAAUUUGUACCACUGGGGAGCUCCUGUUGGAACAGGAAAGUCUGUCAGCAGUGUCUGUCCCUAGAAGUGGAGAGCAUCAGACCUCUGUUUUAUCAUGAACAUUGUGCCCACCAUCUCCGGUUGAAGCAGGAUCACCACCACACAUUCACACAAUUGGUGACAAGUCACAACCGUAAAUUAAGCAGGGAGAUAUACAGACACUCGAGGUCGUACUUCAGUUUAGCUGUCAGCUGUAUUCUUCUAUUUAGCAGAAGAUGUACGGUAGUGCCCGCUCUGUCGGCAGAGGGGAUGCCAAUCAUAGUGGUGGAAGAGAUGGCGGUGGUACUGGCAAUCAGGGAUCUGGCCGUUCCCCUCGACUUCCCCGAUCUCCUCGGAUGGGACACCGUCGCACCAACAGCACUGGAGGCAGUGGAGGGGGUCCUGGAGGAGCGGGAGGCAAGACGCUUUCUAUGGAGAACAUCCAGUCCCUCAACGCCGCGUACGCCACCUCAGGACCAAUGUACCUGAGUGACAAUGAGGUUGCCAUGGCGGGGGACCACCUUCCCAAGAGUGGCGGGUCAGUGACAACCAUGGGGAGACAGAGGGUGACGUAUGGGUCGAGGGGCAGCAACAGUGGAGUUGUGGCUGCUAGCACCCCCAACAUUUCCACCUCAGUGCCUGGGAAUGCUGUGUUGCCAGCAGGCAUGAUGGCAGGUGAUGCUCUAGCUUUUGGGGACCACCACAUGGCCUCCACUGUGCCCCAUUCUCUAAGGCAGGCCAGAGACAACACCAUACUUGACCUUCAGGCCCAGCUGAAAGAGGUGCUGCGUGAGAAUGAGAUGCUGCGGCGAGAAGUGGAAGUGAAGGAGAGCAAGCUCAGUUCCUCCAUGAAUUCAAUCAAGACCUUCUGGAGCCCAGAAUUAAAAAAAGAGCGAGCUCUCAGGAAAGAUGAAGUUUCUAAGAUCACUGUCUGGAAGGAACAAUACCGUGUGAUUCAAGAUGAAGCACAGCAUCUCCAGAUGACUGUUCAGGCUCUUCAGGAUGAGCUGAGGAUCCAGAGGGAUCUGAACCAGCUGCUCCAGCAAGACCCCGCCAGCCAAGGCCGGGACCUGGCCCUGACAUCUGAACCUACGGAGGAGAACUACCGGCGGCUACAGGCCGAGCACGAGAGGCAGGCCAAAGAGCUCUUCCUCCUUAGAAAGACCCUGGAGGAGAUGGAACUGAGGAUUGACACACAGAAGCAAACUCUGGGAGCCAGAGACGAGUCCAUCAAGAAACUUCUGGAGAUGCUGCAAAGCAAAGGGCCAUCUGCCAAGGCAUCAGAGGAGGACCAAGAGCGGACAAGGAGACUGGCUGAUGCAGAGAUGCACAGGCAUCACCUUGAGAGUUUACUGGACCAGAGAGACAGAGAGAUUACCGCACUAAGAGAGCAGGAGCUGCACCGUCGAUACGAGGGAACCCCUGAAUCCACCAAAACUAAGGCUCUACAGACUGUCAUAGAUAUGAAGGAUGCAAAAAUCAAUUCAAUGGAGCGGGGCCUGAGAGACAUGGAGGAGGAGUUACUAAUGAUGAAAUCCAACGGACUCCUGAGCUGCGAGGAGCGUCAGGAGGAAAUGAAGCAGAUGGAGGUCUACCGCAGCCACACCAAGUUCAUGAAGAACAAGAUGGAACAAGUGAAGCAGGACCUCUCCAGGAAGGACACUGAGAUGCUUGGUUUGCAGACCAAACUGGAGACGCUCACCAACCAGUUUUCAGACAGCAAGCAGCACAUUGAAGUCCUCAAGGAGUCUCUCACUGCCAAGGAGCAGCGAGCUGCCAUCUUACAGACAGAGGUGGAUGCCUUGCGCCUGCGCUUGGAGGAGAAGGAGACAACUCUGAAUAAGAAGAGCAAGCAGAUUCAAGAAAUGUCAGAAGAGAAGGGUACACUCAACGGGGAGAUCCACGACCUCAAGGACAUGCUGGAGGUUAAGGAGCGCAAAGUUAAUGUGCUACAGAAGAAGAUUGAGAACCUGCAGGAGCAGCUGAGGGACAAGGAGAAGCAGAUGAGCAGCCUGAAGGAGAGAGUGAAGUCUUUGCAGGCAGACACUUCUAACACUGACACUGCUCUCACCACACUUGAGGAGUCUCUUGCAGAAAAGGAGCGCAUCAUUGAGCGUUUAAAGGAGCAGCGAGACAGAGACGACCGGGAGAAGACGGAGGAGCUCGACUGUAACAAGAAGGAACUGAAAGAGUUGAAGGAGAGAGUGAGUUUACUGCAGGGAGACCUGUCAGACAGAGAGACGUCGCUGUUGGACCUGAAGGAGCAUGCAUCAUCUCUCGCCUCCUCAGGGCUGAAGAAAGAUUCCAAACUCAAGAGUUUGGAGAUCGCCUUGGAGCAGAAGAGGGAGGAAUGCCUCAAAGUGGAGAACCAGCUUAAGAGAGCUCAAAAUGCAGCCCUGGAGGCUCAGGCCAACACCGAGCUGGCCGAGCGCAUCAAGAACCUUGAGCAGGAAGUGGCCCGCCACAAAGAGGAUUCUGGGAAGGCCCAGGCUGAGGUGGACCGCCUGCUGGAGAUCCUUCGGGAAAUGGAGAAUGAGAAGAAUGACAAGGACAAAAAGAUCAAUGAGCUGGAGAGUUUCGCCUCCAGGCAGAUGAAGGACCAGUCGAAGAAGGUGGCGUCUCUGAAGCACAAGGAGCAGGUGGAGAAGAGUAGGAAUGCUCGACUCGUGGAGGAGGCCAGGAAGAGGGAGGACAACCUGUCGGAGAACUCCCAACAGGUGAAGGACAAUCUGCGUCAGAAGGCGGAGCGCAUUGAGGAGCUGGAGGAGGCCCUGAGAGAGAGCGUUCAGAUCACUGCUGAGCGAGAGAUGGUACUGGCACAGGAGGAGGCUGCCAGGUCACUCCAGGAGAAACAGAAGCACUCACUCAAACCAAUGCAUGAGUCCAACCUCGCCCACUUUAAGUGGUCUAAGAUGGAGGAGCUGCUGGGGGCCAUGGAGAAGGUGAAGCAGGAGCUGGAGUCCAUGAGGGCCAAGCUGGCCUCCACCCAGCAGUCUCUGGGUGAGAAAGAGGCACACCUCUCAACCCUCCGAGCUGAGCGCAGGAAACACCUGGAGGAGGUGCUGGAGAUGAAGCAGGAGGCGCUGUUGGCUGCUAUCAGUGAGAAGGAUGCGAACAUUGCCCUGCUGGAGUUGUCCUCCUCUAAGAAGAAGAAGACCCAGGAUGAGGUGGCUCUGCUGAAGCGGGAGAAGGACAGACUGGUGCAACAGCUCAAACAGCAGACUCAGAACAGAAUGAAACUAAUGGCAGACAACUAUGAGGAUGACCAUCUGAAGACUGCCCCUGACCAGACAAAUCACAAACCCUCUCCAGAUCAGAUGAUUCCCCCUCUUCUAGCCUUGUCCCAGAACCGCAGUAAGCUCAAGCUUUACAUCGCUCACCUGACAGACCUCUGCCACGACCGGGACCCCAGCAUCCUCAGCCAGCUCACGCCACCCUCUCACUACCACCACAGCGACCCCGAAGACUGGGAGGAGGAGCUCCAGAAGAUGAGUGUGGAACAGUUGGAGCGGGAGCUGGAGGUGUGUGAGAAGGAGAGCGGAGAGCUGCAGGAGUAUGCCAACUCCGUUCUCCAGCAGAUAGCAGACUACUGCCCCGAUAUCCUGGAGCAGGUUGUCAACGCCCUGGAGGAGUCAUGCUGACAACUCUGACCUCAGACACAACCCAGCUGACGCCUGGUCUUCACCUGUAGCUGAGCCCCUCCCCCUACCUCCACUCAACGAGGCUCCUGUAAGGAUGAGAGAAAGCUGGGGCAUUAUCUCACCCCACUGAGCAUUUCUUCCUCACUCCCCUCGUCCGCCCUGGAACAAACUUUCUUAACUUAUAAGUGCUUUCCUGUCUCGUGUCUCUCUAAUGUCAGGCCUGCAAAAUUGAAUUAGGGAUGUUCACAAAGUCUGUGGAAGCGUUACCAAAUAUGGCACUUUGAGUAAAUAUCCGAUUACUCUCUGGCUGUCCUGGUAGAUGGCGGUGUCGCAGUGGAAAGAGAAGUUAUAAGCUCAACCUUUUAAGCAUUUGUGAACUCACCAAAUUCAAUUUUUGCUCGUAAUAUACUUUAAUAAUAUAAUUGUGCACCUGUACGUCAGGCACAGGUGCUUUGGGAGAGAAAGGAUAUCGGAUGAAAGAAGCCAACUUCCGCACAAAGUCUUGGAGUUUUACUGCCAACCUUUACUCUCCCUAGACGUGUUCAUUCACAGCCGGAAGCACAGAUACCUCACUCACUUCUAUCUCAGAUUCCUCUCACAAAUCUCUUUUUUAAAGGGAGUACAUGUAUUCCUCACAGGGGGCAGGAAAGCACUUGGUCUUAGAACUUAACUGGGGAGCUGCUACAUCUAGAGGGGAGCAGAGAGGAGUUCAGUGGGUAAAUCACGGAGCCAUGUUAGACGCUUGUUUUGUAUUUUAGUCGGUGUUCCCUAGCUAAUAGGAUGGAAACCAGUCACUAGUUAGAAAUGCAGCGACUGGUGGCCGAUCGUCUGAACACUUAGGAAAUGCCACUUUUUAACCAAAUAAAUGCAGCAUGUUCUCCAAAUGUUUCCUCUCCCGGCUUUGAGCUGUGGAUGUGUCGUCGUAGCCAGGACUAAACCGUAGGUACCUUUUUUUUUUUUUUACUGUGUCGUCUGUGGUCAUCGACAUAAGAGGGGGAUCAAGGCCUGACCUUUUGACACAGAUCCAAGGUCAGCUUUUAGUUACACAAUGUUCUCAAAUACGAGUGUCUGAGUAAGAGAGAGAGGAAACAAGAAAAAGCUUUUACUCUUGGUGACGUAUUCAGUUUUUAGAUGGUUUUGCACACAACGUCCACUUGUUUAUGAGGUAUGCAAUGUUUCUUUUUGAGAACGUUCUAGUGGCCUUGGAGCAUGCACAGAGAUCAGUACUGGACCUAAUGCAGGGAUAUUUAUUUCUCUGUAAUAUUGGUGCUAAGGCAUGAUGUAAGAACUUUCGAUCUGAUCCACUGAUCAUUCAGUCUCAUCCAAAGUUUCUAUAGAUGUUACUUAAAGCCCACCUGAUCUUUAGUUUGUUGACUGAAUCACUGAAGAAUACAAGCGACACCCCCCACCACCACCACCACCUUUUUUUUCUUGUAUUUUUCAGAUCACUUACAAAUGCAAGUGAUGCCUCCUUUUAUUGUAUUUUUUGAAAUCUUCAGGGCUGAGGUUUUUAAUUACUAAGUGCAUCUACAUUUACAGGAAAUGAAAGUCACUUUUCAGCAGAUUUUGACUUUUUAGAUGAGUUUGUAAAUAACGUGAUAUUUAACACGUACAGUGACUGAAUAAAGGUAAUUAAGUGGAAGGUGUUGUGCAUUCUUUAAAAAAAAAUAAUAAUCUGAAAAGUUAAAAGCAGUGCAGUUGUCUUUUGUGUCUAAUUUUGUCUUCAGGACAAAAUGUGUGUGUGUGACAGUACUGCCAUAACUUGCGGAAAGUCAUGUUCUAUAGAGAUAUAUAUAAAUAUAAUACAUAUAUAUAUAUAAAAAUGUUUACUGUAUGGAUAUGCAUUGAAUGUUUGCACAGUAUCUUGAAGAGCGAGCUGCUCUGAACAAAAACGGCCGUCGAGUUAGUGUCCUCAGCACAAACUGAGGAGAGAAGUGUCAAAAAAAUCUUGUGUCAAAAUAAUGUGUGAACUACAAACGUUUUCAAAACCGUGACUGUGUGAUGGGAGAGUACUUUUCUUGCAUUCAUUUCUAAUUAAUUCUUUUUAUAUAUUUUCACCAUAAGGUGAUGUAAAUGUAUUAUCCUGAGAUUCCAGUGUUGUUUUUUUCUUAUCUGUUACGUCAGUUGUUUUUUUUUCUUCUUCUUUCUGUUGGUUGAUGUCAAAGGCAGACUGUGCCUGAUGGAUAAAAAUGAGUCUCCAACCAUCAUGGCCCCUCCUGCUGUUAUUAAAAAAAAAGAAAUGUAACAUGGGAGGAAAAAAACCACACACAUUGCAUCCAGAAGUUUUUCUAACAAACUUUAGAUUUACAGAUAACUUUAGGUGGGUGGAUUUUACUGAAAACAAGACACACCCCCUCAGGUUUGGAGGAUGUUAGUUGGAUGCUUAUUUUUGUACUUCUUGUCUGUCAAACCCUCUUGGAGUGGACUUUUUUUAUUUUCUAACCCCCCCUCACUUUUCACCUCCGGGUUCGGAGAAAGAAGAAAGCAUUGUUUAAGUGUUUCCCUUACUUUGGCCUGUGUGUCCCUGCCCUUGCCUUAAUGUCUCGUCAUCUCUUUUUCUCGACUCCUUAUUGAGGAACACAGAGCUGAUUAAGGGGCUUCUGUCAAAGUUCAUGGUAUUUGUUUUCCUUCUUUCUUUUGCAUUUGUAUAAGAAAUGUACUGCCUUCUGUCUGUUCGUGUUAAUCAAAACUGUGUAAAAAGAAAGCAAAACAGACAUGUUUGUGAGUUAUUUGGAUUUUGUAUGUAUGUAAAUAAAUAAAUUAUAAGCCUUG